AUGGCAUGCUUCCUGCUAUCUGCGGUGGGCGUGGCGUUCGGCGGUCAGAGCCUCCGCCGGCCCGAACGCUGCAGUUUGCCCGCACGGUCGCUCCUCGGCCGCACCGCAGCAGUCUCGCGCCGCGAAUCCCUGCAGCUGGGCGCGGGUUUAUCCGCUACAUUCCUCGCGCCACUGGCCGCGCCGCGGGCCGCCUUCGCUGCCGCACAGGACCCGAACGAUCUUAGCCGCCUAAAGAAAGGGCUCGACUCUGUGCAGUUCCUGCUCGAUAACUGGGACCGCGAGACGGUGGACCCAAACUCGGGCGCCGACAGCCCCGACCGCGUGCGCUUCUUUCUCGGCCUGCGGACGACGGACCACCCGCUCUUCCAGGUCGACAAGUUGCUGAUCAAGGCGCAGAAAUCGCUGCCCGACGACGUCGACUUUGAGACGUGGAUCGACUCACUGGCAUACACGUCGUCGUUUGGCGAGUACAACCCCGGCGGCGGCAAGGAGCAGGUGCGCAAGUACCUGCUGCUCGCGAAGGAGGAGGUGGUGCAGGCACGCGACUCGCUCCAGACGAUGGCCCCAAGCGGCUUUCAGCAGCUCGGUGACGAUGGCACCGAUUCCGAGUCCUGGCCGCAGAAGAUGCAGCUGAUGGAGCUCAUGGAUGAGCGCGAGUCGGGCGGCCUGCGGCUGCUCUCAGACCUCACAGGCGGUGGUGGCGCCGAGAAGCUCGCGUCGAUGCUGGGAUCAAGCGCCGGCUCGGGCCUCAGCGGCGAGGCGGCCGACCUUGAUCACCGCAAGGUCCUCUUCGGCGCCAAUGCUUUUCGCGAGAAGGAGCCGAAGAGCUACCUCGAACUGGUGUGGGACGCGCUGCACGACGCCGUGCUCAUCAUGCUGCUCGUGCUGGCUGCGGUGCAGCUGCCGACGGAGUUGGUCUUUGGCAAGGACAAGAGCACCGCCUGGAUCGAGCCCACCGCCCUCUUCCUCUCCGUCUUCAUUAUUGUAAACGUGUCCUCCGCGACCGACUACGUCAAGGAGCGGCAGUUCAAGUCUCUGGCCGCGAAGCUGAACCAGUCCAACAAGAAGGUCGUCGUGCGGCGGGGAGAGCAGACAGAGGUGACGGACGCCGAGAUCGUCGUCGGAGACGUGCUCGCCUUCAACGCGCACAGCCUCGCCUCGCUGCCGUGUGACGGGGUCCUCCUCUCGGGCUCGGACGUCAAGGUGGACGAGUCCUCCCUCACUGGCGAGCCCGACCCGAUGCCGAAGACCGCAGAGGCGCCCUUCUGCGUCUCCGGCACCGACGUGGUGAGCGGCUCCGGCCGGAUGCUGGUUGUCGCGGUCGGGCCGUACUCGGUCUCUGGCAAGAUCAAGAUGGCGGUGUACCACGACGAGGAGGAGGACGACGAGGCGUCGCCCCUGUUCGUCAAGCUCAACGGCAUCGUCGAGGACGUCUUCAAGGUUGGCCUCGCCGCAGCCGUGUUUUGCUUCCUCGCUAUGGUGGCGCUGGGCAUCGUCUACCCCUCCUUCCGUGGCUGCGGCGAGGAGGGCUGCUGGGACUUCCUCGAGGUGGAGUGGCUCCAUCUCAUCGAGUACAUGCUCACCGCCAUCACCGUGCUCGCCGUCGCGAUGAUGGCGCAAAACAACCUCGUCAAGCACCUCGACGCGUGCGAGACGAUGGGAUCCGCCACGACCAUCUGCUCAGACAAGCACCGGCACGGCGUCACCUACUCGGCCGCCGGCGACUCGAAGCGCUCGCUCGGCCGGCAGCUGGUCGAGCUGCUGCCGGAGAAGCUCGCGCACCUGCUGGCGCACCUCAUCUGCGUGGACACGAUGGAUGAGUCCUUCCUCGAGGUGAACGAGGCCACCGGCGCCACCGGCUUCAAGGCCGCCCUUCUCCUUCCCGCCCCCGACCCUCCGCCCGGCCCUUCUUGCCCACCCCAGCCGCCGGCGCAACCGCAGGGGAACCCCACAGACGGGGACGCGCGCGUAGGCAAGCCCUUCAUGUUCUCGUCCAAGCGCAAGAUGAUGAGCUGGGCGGUGCCGCUGCCGCGAGGCGGCUACCGCGUCUACUGCAAGGGCGCGAGCGAGAUCGUCAUCGCGCGCUGCGACGCGAUGCUCUCGGCGAGCGGCGAGGCGGCGCCGCUGUCCGACGCCAAGCGGCAGCAGCUGAUGGAGACUGUGGUGCGCCCCUUUGCGGGCGAGGCGUACCGCACCAUCGCGCUCGCAUAUCGCGACUUGCCCGGCGUCAAGUCCGCCUCGUCCAAGGAGCUCGAGGCGACCCACUCCACGAUGACAAACGCGGACGGCUCCGCGGCUUACGUCGCGGAGACCGGCCUCACGCUGCUCGCCCUCACCGGCAUCGCUGACCCGUUGCGCCCCGAGGCGCCGACGCGCUGCGGUUGCGACGGCGCAGCGUCCCCACGCCACGUCCACGAGAGGUCCAAGACGUGUCCCCUAGGCAUCGACGUGAGGAUGGUCACGGGCGACAACCUCGACACCGCCGUCGCGAUCGCAAAGAACUGCGGCAUCUUGCGGCCGCAGGCCCUCGCGCUGGACGCGUCCGACCUCGAGCCUGACCCGGCGCACGCGGCUGGCGAGCGGCCCAAGCCCAAGCGCGCGCUCGAGGGCCGCGAGUUUCGCGCGCUCGUGCACCGGACGCACGCCGACGGCAGCCUCGCCCUCGAUGAGGAGGGCAAGCCCGAGUUUCUGCAGACGCAGUUCGAUAAGGUGUGGCCGUACUUGCGCGUGCUCGCGCGCUCGUCGCCCGCCGACAAGCUCACGCUCGCGAACGGGCUCAACAAGUCGACGGUGUUCGCCGACGCGCAGCAAAUAGCAAAGGACGCGUGCGAUAUCGUCCUGCUGGACGACAAUUUUGCCUCGAUUGUAGUCGCCGCAAAGUGGGGCCGCAACGUCUACGCGAGCAUCUCCAAAUUUCUUCAGUUCCAGCUGACGGUCAACAUUGUCGCCGUCUCGCUCGCGAUCAUCGGCUCCAUCGUCUUUCAGGAGUCGCCCAUCGCGGCGGUGCAGAUGCUCUGGGUGCCGAUGCUCUGGGCGGAGCAACUCCUCGCGUGGCAGGGUAGGCACGGGCGUGUCGCGGUUGCUCUAGGCGCCGAGCACUUUCACGUCCUCGACGGGCACGACGUCGACGACUCGAAGCCGUCGGUGCACUACACCAUCCUGUUCAACGCCUUUGUGCUGAUGACGCUCUGCAACGAGGUCAACUGCCGCAAGCUUGAAGGCGAGUUCAACGUGUUUGCGGGCGUCUGCUCGAACGCGUGGUUCGUCGGCGUCCUCCUCGGCACGCUCGUGCUACAGGUGCUUGCUGUCCAAUUCGGUGGCCGCGCGCUCCGCUGCGCGGAGGGAGGGCUCACCACGCACCAGUGGCUCUUUUGCGUCGGUGCCGGCCUCUUCUCGCUGGUGUGGCAGCAGGCGCUGAACUGCUACUCGCUUCUUUCGCGCCGAGUGGACGCGCGGCGCAAGCGGAUUAAGAAGAAACCGGCGCACGGCGGCGCGGUCAAGUUCAUGUCGCGUACCGGCAACGGCUUUCAGGAGUUUCGACGGAGUAACCCCUACCUGGGCAAGAGCCUCAGCACGCUCAGAUUUUCUCCAAGCUCGAAGACCGCGCCAGACUUAAUAAGCGCAGUCGCGGGCACAGGGCCGGUAGCAGUGUCGCGGCCCUCUUCUUACUGAGUUGGCAGGCUCUUCCCGCGCCUAAGCGGUCUUGCUGUCGCGCGUGGCGGCCUGGCGCCGGCCGCCGCCGCCGGGGGGAUGCGGGGGAUGGCGCAGGGCAUGCGCGUGUGUGGUCGCGUGAGGAGCGCAGGCCUGCGCGGUGCGCUCUCUGACACUCUCGCGACCCGGGUCUCACGGGUCACGCGAAGUCACACGGCGCCGCGCGCAGCUGCGCGCCGCGCGCUCUGAAUAUACAAAGCGCUCUGAAUAUAC
Emiliania huxleyi CCMP1516 is the source of this 3924-nucleotide messenger RNA. RefSeq lists its product as hypothetical. Gene Ontology annotation, molecular function: nucleotide binding; P-type calcium transporter activity. Bases 1 to 3672 code for a protein of 1223 amino acids. NCBI's taxonomy places the organism in Eukaryota, Haptophyta, Isochrysidales, Noelaerhabdaceae. The transcript is spliced from 13 exons. Gene Ontology annotation, cellular component: intracellular membrane-bounded organelle. The record is from RefSeq and is a predicted model, not a curated record.